Ostrea edulis (European flat oyster) is the source of this 1485-nucleotide messenger RNA. RefSeq lists its product as uncharacterized. The coding region runs from base 69 to 1343 and encodes 424 amino acids. NCBI's taxonomy places the organism in Eukaryota, Metazoa, Mollusca, Bivalvia, Ostreida, Ostreidae. The transcript has 7 exons. The record is from RefSeq and is a predicted model, not a curated record.
AAAAUCAUUAUAUCACUGCGUGUACAAUCUAGUGUGCGGUUUGCAAAAGUGAUAGAAGCAACAUUACCAUGAGGAUGCUAGGUAUAUCGACAUUGUAUUUUGCCGUGUGUCUGUCCAAUGUUCCGUUUUCUAUAGGAUUGUUUGAAUCUCAAAACACAUUACUGAAACCUCUAGGUAGACAGUUGCGUGAUAUCCAGAACACAGAAAAGAGGCAACGUGAAAAUUCCAAAUUCGGCGUAUUCAGCAAUCCUUUUGGCAACAAACAAGAAGAAAGCAACAGAAAAUCUAUCAAGAGGAAGUUGCCAACAGACUUAGAUAUCCCAGAAACCUCUAAACAUUCUGAUUUGCCAUUUGCAACAAGACGUAGUAAAGCAGACGGCGUUCGUAGAAAAUUUAGAUCAAGAAAGCCGUCAUGGAUGUCAUCCAUGUUAGGCAACAGACGACAGGGAAUGAAUGAUGCGAAGGAUAAAAAUCCUUCUAGGAAAGUGGGAUCGCAUUUAAAUCCCUUUGCCAACCCAUCUGAAAAGCAAGACUUUCUUCCACUAACAACUGAAGGUACACCAAACAUUGCUGAACAGACAAAUGUCAAUCCAAAAGCGGCGGAACAGGAAGCAGAUGUCAAUACAAAACCAAUUUUACAAGAAACGGAUGUGCGUGUCAACACAAAACCAAGUGUACAAGAAACGGAUGUAGGUAAAGGUCAAGAAGAAAAUCAAGCUUCGUCGAAAUAUGAAUUUGGGGGAGAGAGUCACCUUGUGCCAUGCCAGUGGGGAGGUUGUUUCGACGGAUUCCAUUGCAUGAGAUUGGAAAAGGGUCGUGCAAUUGAUUGCCAGGAAGACACUACUGAAUUUUGUCAGUGUAUGCGAGAGAAGUCUCGGGGGAAAACACAAGGUCAGGCCGAAGCAGAAUCAAGUUCUUUAAAAAUAUCAGUACCGACAACGGAAGGUGGUGGGGCUCUACCGUACAAUAUUCCACAGGAUAUGGAAGUUGGAGGAGAAAGUCUUGCUGGGGUACCAUGUCAAUAUACGGGGUGUUUGGAGAAUUUUCAAUGUAUGACGAUCGAAAAGGGUCAGCUGAUUGUUUGUGACGCAGACAGUAUGGACAUAUGUCAGUGCAUGAGAAAAAAAUCAUCUAUCAGCUCUCACAACAUUGCUGAUGUAAAGACAACUACGAUACCAUCCACUGAAGUGCCACUAGUCAUGGGUACCGAUUCAGUCAUUCCUUGUCAAUUUUGGGGGUGCGAGAGUGGGUUCCAGUGUUUAUUGGUCAUCAAUGGUCAAAAGAGGGCGUGUCCAUCAAACAGCAAUGCAGUCUGCCAGUGUGUUAGACAUGUUGUAGGAUAAGAGGGCGUGUCGUGGAUGGCUUCAGUUUAAAUUGCAGCAUACCACUGUUGAGAGAUACUCGCUAGUUCUAGUUUUUGUAAAAGCAGCAUAUUAUGCAUAUCUAAAAAUUAAAAUUCUAACUGUAAGUGUGUUUGAAUAUUAA